Messenger RNA from Fusarium odoratissimum NRRL 54006, 312 nucleotides. RefSeq lists its product as uncharacterized. Lineage: Eukaryota; Fungi; Ascomycota; Sordariomycetes; Hypocreales; Nectriaceae. The record is from RefSeq and is a predicted model, not a curated record. Gene Ontology annotation, cellular component: actin cytoskeleton; cytoplasm. The transcript has 2 exons. The coding region runs from base 1 to 312 and encodes 103 amino acids. Gene Ontology annotation, biological process: actin filament depolymerization. Gene Ontology annotation, molecular function: actin filament binding.
AUGGCUUCGUCGAUCACUGUUUCGCCAGAAUGCUCGACAGCCUACACAGAGCUCAAAGAUGACAAGAAGUACACAUAUAUCAUCUACAGGAUUAAGGGUCCGGCUUUCGCUGUCUACGACUUCGGCGAAAGCUAUGGACAUAAGAUCGCCUUCAUCUCUUGGACUCCAGAUGAUGCCACGGCGAGAACCAAGAUGAUAUAUAGUUCCGCCCGGGAUACUGUCAGACAAUCGCUCGAUAACUUUAGUCUUGAUAUCAAUGCCUACGACGCUGGAGAUAUUGACAAGGGGGGCGCGCUUAGGCUGCUUGAUUAA